Messenger RNA from Periophthalmus magnuspinnatus, 14324 nucleotides. It is a transcript of the gene dnah5l, whose product is annotated as dynein, axonemal, heavy chain 5 like. Bases 1 to 14034 code for a protein of 4677 amino acids. Gene Ontology annotation, molecular function: dynein intermediate chain binding; minus-end-directed microtubule motor activity; ATP binding. Lineage: Eukaryota; Metazoa; Chordata; Actinopteri; Gobiiformes; Gobiidae. Gene Ontology annotation, cellular component: dynein complex. The transcript has 97 exons. The record is from RefSeq and is a predicted model, not a curated record. Gene Ontology annotation, biological process: microtubule-based movement.
AUGGACCAAACCGACCAAUCAGAAAACAGGAAUCAGGGGGACAUCAACCAAUCAGGAGAAGGGAACCUAGGGAUCAUCAACCAAUCAGGAGAAGAAAACCCAGGGGACAUCAGCCAAUCAGGAGAAGGGAAGCUGGGGGACAUCAAGCAAUUAGGAGAGGGAAGCCAAGGAAAUGCAGACAAAUCAGAGGCCUCCACUCAUGGUCAACAGGAAGUGGACGGUGCAGAUGACAAACCCAGGCCUCAGACUCGGCUGCGAAAAGUGCGACAUCGCCGAAUCGGAGGCCAGAACCCCAGAGCCAAUCAGGUGUCUUCUCCGACUGUGGCUCCACCCCCCACCACCGCGGUGUCAGAGAAGAGGGGGGUGCUCCUCUCAAACGAAGCCCAGAGGGAGCUCCUGAAGCAGGCUCGGGCCCUUAGAGAUGAGCGCAGAGCUGCUCUGGACCCCCGACAUAGACACCUCAUCUCCUGCCUGUGUGAGGCCACUGAGCUGGGGGAGAGGGAGGUGGAGGAGGCCCUGGUGUCUGACAACAAGUUCUCAAUGAUAGAGGAGUUCUUUGGUACAAACGGCUCCAAGCGACUCAUGUUCUUCUACCAGAACGCUACACCGACCCCUUCAUCGUCCCACUCCUCGUUUAUGGACGUCGCUUCAGCCGCUACUCAGAAGAAACUUUUCAUCACAACUGGGAUGGAAGAGCCGCUGUUAGGUCUGUGCCUGUUUUUCAUCAGAACCACUGAAAAAGCCAUCACCCCAUCCAACAUGCACCAGGAGGUGAACUUCGGGAUGCUGGACUGUUCUAAUGGAUCUCUGCUUGACAGUUUGCAUACUCUCUUCUCUAAUGUCAUGGUCCCAGCGCUCAAGUGCCAGGAGUCUUGGGGCUGUGUGCAGGAACCCUCUUCGUCCCCUGCUGUUCAGAACUUCCUCUCCUCUCUGGACCACUUCCUGUACAGUCUGAACUCAGUGAGACUAAACCUGGACCAGAGAUUUCAUCUGCAGCAAGUGGAGCUCCCAGAGGCCAUAGAGUGCCUCUACACGCCUGCAGACUACACCAGAGCUGCCAAUAACAGCGACGUGGUGGAGUGUCUGGAGGGUGUGGUCUCGCUCUGGACCAAUCAGAUCCAACAGGUUUUGAUUGACAGCGAACAACUGAGACGAGAGCCAGACGACGCCGGUCCAGCCACAGAACUGGAGCACUGGAAGAGACGCAUGAUCACCUUCAACAGUCUGUUGGAGGAGGUGAAGCGUCCUCAGGUGAAGAAGACUCUGGGCGUUCUGCAGAUCGCCAAGUCCAAAGUCCUGCGCCGCUGGAGGAAACUGGACGCUGACAUCACAGUUGUAGCGAACGAGGCCAAAGACAACGUGAAAUUUCUCUACACUCUGGAGCAAACCUUUGAGCCUCUGGGAAACCGCCCUCCGAGCGGGGUGAUGCAGCACUUGUCUUUGCUCAUGUCCAGUCUGAAAAUGCUCCACUCUGUGUCUCCGUUCUACAACACGCCUCAGAGGAUGACGUCACUGCUGCUCAAAGUGACCAAUCAGAUGAUCAACACCUGUCGCAGCUACCUGUGUGGGGGCGUGGCCAAAGUCUGGGACCACCCACGGCCCGUGUUGUUGCAGAGGAUCGCUGAGUGCUGUCAGCUGAACCGCGAGUAUCAAAGGAGCUUCCACGUCGUCCGAGAGCAGCUCAAACAGAACCCAAAACAGCCACAGUUUCACUUCAGUGAGCACUACAUCUUUGGGAAGUUUGAUGCGUUCUGUUGUCGUUUGGAGAAGAUCUCUGGGAUGGCAUUGACGCUGGAAAAUCUGUCAGCCCUCAAACACAUUAAGGUCGAGGGAGUUGAGAAAAUCUACUCCAACUACCAAACUAUUGUGUUUACAACCAAGUCUAAAACCUAUGACGUCCUGGACCAUCGUAAACUAGAGUUUGACAGUGAUUACUCGGAUUUCCAGUCCCAAAUCCAGUCAUUGUUCGUGUCUCUGGAGUCUCUGCUGGACUUCUGGUUUCAACAGUCUCUGUCUGUGGAGCGGUUGUUGGGUCUCCUCUCUGAGUUUCAGUCGGUCUCUGGUUUGGAGCUGAGGCCGUUUUACCUCCAGGUGCUUCAGAAAUACCACAAAGAACUGGAGCAGAUCAAGAAGACCUACCAGAGGCAAAGAGAAGGCCCUCCGCUAGGACGCAACCUGCCCCCGGUGGCUGGGAGGGUCCUCUGGUGUCGACAGCUCUUCAAUAAAAUGGAGGCUCCAAUGAUGGUCCUGAAACCCAGACUGGACUUCCUCAAGAGUCCAGAGUUGAGUCGUGUGGUGCAGCUCUACAACAGAACCGCCACAGCACUGAUACAGUACGAGCUCCUCCACCUGCAGCACUGGAGCCAGGCAGUAGAGGGCGCUCCACUCCUGCUCAGAAACACACUGCUGCAACGACUGCAAAACCAGGCUCUGGUGGUGAACCUGCACCCUGGGGUCCUGGAAGUGCUGGAGGAGGCUCAGUGGAUGAAGAAGAUGAAGGUGGAGGUGCCCAAACCUGUGGAGAAGAUGAUCUGCAGAGAGACGGAGAUCCGAGCGCUGCACACCAGACUGGUGGACCUCCUUCAGGACUUCGGCUCAGUUUUGGAUCAGAUGCCUCAGCUCCUGGUGCCUCUGCUCCAGCCCUUCAUCUCUCAGGUGGACUCUGCUCUCUCCCCUGGACUCACCAUUCUGAACUGGAACAGCCUCACUGCCAACGCCUUUGUGGACUCUGUGCAGCGCCCCCUGUUGGAGCUGAGGCAGGUGUGUAAAUGUGUGAGUGACCUCCUGGAGUGUCGUAUCGGGCGUCUGCUACAGCGCAUGAGCACCUGCACGCUCCUGACCCUACCUGAGCACACACCCGAGCACUCACCUGUGACCCCAGAGGAACUACUGACCGCCACCGAGGAGGGACUGAAGGAGAGAGCCACGACACUCAGCUUGCAGAGCCAACAGGUGGAGCGUUAUGUUUAUGAACUCAUCGAGGAACUGAAGAGGAAGAUGAAGUCGUCAGAUGCUGUGAAUCUAGAGGAUCCGUUCUCAUGCCUUCAGCCUGACGCCAAACACAAAACACGCUGCACUUCCUGUUUGCCGUGCUGCUGCUUCACUCUGAUUGGUCAGCUGUGCCACAGGAACACAGAGGCGCUCGUCAAAGCCACAAAACUCUCCCUAGACUCUCUGAGGGGGAGGCUGUUUGUGCACAAGCUCCACAGCGCCCCCUGUGCUCCGCCUCUGUUCAGGACAGACAUAGAGCUGUGCAUCCCCAACGUGGUGGUACGGCCCAGUCUGGACCAAAUACAGAGCUCCGUGAACAGACUGGUGUCUCUACUCCUGUCCGCAACUAAAGACAUCCCUCUGUGGACCUAUGCCCACCUGCACCACCGACAGCAGCAGGUGGAGCAGGCCACAGCAGAAGAUGUCCCUGUGAUGCCUCCUGUUCUGAGGUCCAUGGAGAAAGUGGUGUCAGAGCACAAAGACAUCAGCAAGUUGGUGCUGCAGUUGGGUGCAGCGGUCUCGUCACUCAGAUCCUCCACAGCCGAGACUUUAAACGAACUCAAGCACUUCUCCUGCCUCUGGCUUCAGGAUCCAGAGGAGCAGGUCCAGGUCUUCCUCGAGACUAGUCCGUCUCUGUACGAGUUCAGCGCUCAAAUCCAGCAUUACUCUGCACUAGAGUCCCAGAUUGAGUCCCUCCCUGGCCUCUGGACCGUGGGCUGGUUAGUCCUGGACUCGGAACAGUUCAAACGGUCCCUGAAGUCCGAGUGCGCACAGUGGAAGCAAGCGUUUGGCUCCGCCCUAAACCACAAAGCGUCUGCACAGAUGGACCAAGUCUUCUCAUUCGUGGACACCAUGAUCAAACGGCUGCAGCGUCCAAUUACGGACCUCGAGGAUGUUCGCACUGCCAUGGCAACGCUCAAAGAGAUCCGAGACGAGGAGAUCCACAUUGACGCCUCCAUCGCUCCCAUCGAAGAGUCCUUUUCUCUCCUCCACCAACACCAGCUGCACUUCAGCAACAUAGAGAGGACUGACGCUCUGCAGUACCACUGGAGCCAGCUCCAGACCCUGGUGGUCCAGACCCAGGACUCUCUGAUCCAGAUGGAGCCCAGAAUGAAGGCCGAGCUGCUGACGUCAGUGCAGAGCUUCCAGAACAAUCUCAACACCUUCUGCCAAGACUACAACCAAUGUGGGCCUGGAGUGGAGGGUCUGGCCCCAUCUGAAGCCUCUGACCGUCUGCAGAACUUUAACAGAAACAUGGAGGAGCUGUGGAGCCGGUUCACCACAUACUCUGGAGGAGAAGAGCUGUUUGGACUCACCGUCCACGAGUACCCGGAGCUGCAGAGGAUCCGCAGGGAGCUUUCUCUUCUCUCUAAACUCUACUCCCUGUACGACUGUGUGAGCGCCACCGUGAGGCAAUACUAUGAACUGCUCUGGACACAACUAGACAUCGACAAAAUCAACGCUGAGCUGCAGGACUUCCAGAACAGGAUCAGGAAGCUGCCCAAAGCUCUGAAGGAGUGGCAGGCCUUUAAAGACCUGAAGAAAACCAUUGAUGACUUCACCGAGACAUGUCCCCUGCUCUGCAUGAUGGCCAACAAGGCCCUGCUGCCUCGUCACUGGGAGCUUCUCUCUGAAGUGACUGGUCACAGUUUCCAGAUUCAGUCUGAGUCAUUUAGUCUCAGAGACAUCAUGGAGGCUCCACUGCUGCAGCACAAAGACGACAUCGAGGACAUAUGUGUGAGUGCGGUCAAACAGAAGGACAUUGAGUCCAAACUUAAGGAGGUGCAGGACGAGUGGAGCGCUCACUGUCUGAGCUUCGCCCCCUUCAGGACCAGAGGGGAACUGCUGCUCAAAGGAAGUGACAUCACUGAGAAGCUGUCCAACAUGGAGGACAGCCUGAUGGUGCUGACAUCUCUGCUCAGCAACAGGUACAACACUCCAUUCAAGCCACAAAUCCAGCUGUGGGUGCAGAAGUUGUCAGGCUCCGCAGAGAUCCUGGAGAAGUGGCUCUGUGUCCAAAACCUCUGGAUCUACCUGGAGGCCGUGUUUGUGGGAGGAGAUAUUGCCAAGCAGCUCCCUCAGGAGGCGAAGAGGUUCCAGGUGAUGGAUAAAGCGUGGCAGAGGAUCAUGCAGCGAGCUCAUGAUAUGCCAAACGUGGUGCAGUGCUGCGUGAGCGACGACACUCUCACUCAGAUGCUGCCUCACCUUUUGGAGCAGUUGGAGCUCUGUCAGAAGUCCCUCUCUGGAUAUUUGGAGAAGAAACGUCUGGUCUUCCCCAGGUUCUUCUUCGUGUCAGACCCAGCACUGCUCGAGAUCCUGGGCCAGGCCUCAGACUCACACACCAUCCAGGGCCACCUGUUGAGCCUGUUUGAUAAUGUGAACCGCGUCAUCUUCAAUGAGAAAAACUACGAUCAGAUGUUGAGCUUUCAGUCUCAAGAAGGAGAGAGUGUGGAGCUGACCCAGCCUGUCAUGGCUCAGGGGAACGUGGAGGUGUGGUUGGGUCAGCUACUGUCCGCUGUCAGACUGACCCUCCACAACAUCAUCCGCCACGCCCACGUCACCAUCUCCGAGCCAGGACUCAAAAUGGUGGACUUCCAGAGCCGCUUCCCCGCUCAGGUUGGAUUGCUGGGAAUUCAGAUGAUUUGGACCAGAGACGCAGAGAAGGCACUGCUUCUCAGCCGAUCUGACAAGAAGGUGAUGGCGGUGACCAAUCAGAAAUUCUUGGACCUUCUGAACGAGUUGAUCGACAUGACGACUAAAGACCUGAGCAGAAACGAGAGGACCAAAUACGAGACCCUGAUCACCAUCCACGUGCACCAGAGGGACAUCUUUGAUGAGCUGGUGCGUCUGAGCGUUCGUUCUGUGGCCGACUUCGAGUGGCAGAAACAGUCUCGUUUUUACUUCUCUGAGGAGAGUGACAGCUGCCUCAUCCACAUCACAGACAUCCAAUUCUGCUACUGCAACGAGUACCUGGGCUGCACCGACAGACUCGUCAUCACACCCCUGACCGACAGGUGCUACAUUACUCUGUCUCAGGCUUUGGGCAUGAGCUUGGGAGGAGCUCCUGCUGGUCCUGCUGGAACAGGUAAAACAGAGACGACCAAAGACAUGGGCCGCUGUCUGGGGAAGUACGUGGUCGUCUUUAACUGCUCUGACCAGAUGGAUUACAGAGGCCUGGGCCGCAUCUACAAAGGUCUGGCUCAGUCCGGGGCGUGGGGAUGCUUCGAUGAGUUUAACCGCAUUGAGCUGCCCGUGCUGUCGGUGGCAGCACAGCAGAUCUACAUCGUGUUGCAGUGUAAGAAGAAUAAGAAGAAGACCUUUGUGUUUUCGGAUGGAGACGAGGUCGAGAUGGACCCCGCCUUCGGUAUCUUCCUCACCAUGAACCCGGGAUACGCCGGGCGGCAGGAGCUCCCAGAAAAUCUGAAAAUCCAGUUCCGGACCGUGGCCAUGAUGGUCCCGGACCGGGCCAUCAUCAUGAGGGUCAAACUGGCCAGCGCCGGCUUCAGAGAGAACCAGAGCCUGAGCCGCAAGUUUUACACACUCUACAAGCUGUGUGAGGAGCAACUGUCCAAACAGGUCCAUUAUGACUUCGGCCUGAGGAAUAUUUUGUCUGUCCUGAGGACUCUGGGCUCCGUGAAGAGAGCCAACCCCACAGAGCCAGAGAAGACUGUGGUCAUGAGGGUGCUCAGGGACAUGAACCUGUCCAAACUGGUGGAUGAAGACGAGCCUCUUUUCAUGAGUCUCAUCAAUGACCUGUUUCCUGGAAUCGUGGUGGACAAAGCAGAGUACCCUGAGCUGCAGAGGGCGAUCCAGGGCCAGUGUGAGCGCAGUGGGCUGGUGCCUCACAGCGCCUGGGUCCUCAAACUGGUGCAGCUUUAUGAGACACAGAGAGUCCGGCACGGCAUGAUGGCUCUUGGUCCCAGUGGAUCGGGAAAGUCGUGCUGUAUCCGGACUUUGAUGGGAGCGCUGGGAGAGUGUGGAGCUCCUCACAGAGAGAUGAGGAUGAAUCCCAAAGCCAUCACCGCGGCUCAGAUGUUCGGGACUCUGGACCCGACCACCAACGACUGGACCGACGGCAUCUUCUCUACUCUGUGGAGGAGAAGUCUCAGGGCCAAGAAGGGCGAGCACAUCUGGAUCGUCCUGGACGGUCCGGUCGACGCCAUCUGGAUCGAAAACCUCAACUCGGUUUUGGACGACAACAAAACUCUGACACUGGCCAAUGGAGACCGCAUCCCCAUGGCCCCCUGCUGCAAGAUUGUGUUUGAGCCCCAUAACAUUGACAACGCGUCCCCAGCCACAGUGUCUCGAAACGGGAUGGUGUUCAUGAGCGAGUCGGUGCUGGGCUGGAGGCCUCUGCUUCAGGCCUGGACCCAGACUCUGCCUGAAGCCCAGAGACAGGAGCUGGAGAGAAGCUUCUACGCCUGUUAUCAGGAUGUGCUGGACUUUGUCUGGACCGCGGUCAGUCCAAAGAUGCAGGUGCUGGAGUGUAUGUACAUCCACCAGACCAUUGACCUGCUGCAGGGCCUGUUGAUGUCAGUGGAGGAGAAACAGGUCUGUGCUGAUCAUCUGAGUCGUCUUUUCACGUUCGCCCUCAUGUGGUCACUGGGGGCACUGCUGGAGCUGGAGGACAGAGCCAAGAUGGAGAACUUCCUCAAGAGUCACUCUUCUGCUCUGGACCUGCCCCAGACUGAGCCGGACCAGACCAUCUUUGAGUUUACAGUCAAUCAGCAGGGCCAGUGGGAGCACUGGGCCAAUAAGGUCCCAGAGUACGUCUACCCCAGAGACCAGGUGCCAGACUACAGCUCGAUCCUCGUCCCAAACGUGGACAACGUGAGGACAGACUUCCUACUUCAGACCAUCUCCAAACAGAAGAAGGCCGUGCUGCUGAUCGGAGAGCAGGGGACCGCCAAGACCGUCAUGAUACAAGGGUACCUGGGGAAGAUGGCCGCUGACUCUCACCUGUGGAAAACUCUGAGUUUCUCAUCUGCGACGCUGCCGGUCAUGUUCCAGCGCUCUGUUGAGAGCUACAUUGACAAACGCAUGGGCGCCACCUACGGGCCGCCUGCAGGACGCAGCAUGAGCCUGUUCAUAGAUGACAUCAACAUGCCCAUCAUCAAUGAGUGGGGCGACCAGAUCACCAAUGAGAUCGUGCGUCAGCUGAUGGAGCAGGAGGGGUUCUACAGCCUGGAGCGUCCCGGGGAGUUCAUCCAUGUGGUUGACGUACAGCUGGUGGGGGCCAUGAUUCACCCGGGCGGAGGUAGAAACGACAUCCCACAGCGUCUGAAGAGGCAGUUCUCCAUCUUUAACUGCACCCUCCCCUCCAACGCCUCCAUCGACCGCAUCUUCAGCACCCUGGCUCUGGGGUACUUCUGUCCAGAGAGGGGCUUCAGUCCUGGGGUGUGUGCCCUGGCCCCUGCCCUGGUGCCCACAACCAGACGAGUGUGGCAGGCCAUCAAAGCCAAGAUGCUGCCGUCUCCAGCCAAGUUCCACUACAUCUUCAACCUGAGAGACCUGAGCCGAAUAUGGCAGGGGAUGCUGACGGUACAGUCGGAGGUGUGUGUGAGCGAGGAACUGCUGUCGGCUCUGUUCCACCACGAAGUUUCCAGGGUCAUCGCCGACAGGUUCACCGACCAAUCGGACAGAAACGCCUUUAGUGACAUCAUCAGCAAGAUCACUGCUGAGGAUCAUGGGAAGGCUCUCACUGAGCAUGCUCAGUGGAACAGCAGUUUUGUGGAUUUCCUGCGUGAGGCUCCAGAGGCAACUGGAGAUGAGCCAGAGGAGGUGGAACUAGAGGCGCCAAAACUGUAUGAGCCAGUCUCGUCACUGGAGGCCUUAGCGGAGCGUCUGUCGUUCUUCCAGCUUCAGUACAACGAGGCGGUGAGGGGUGGGGCCAUGGACCUCGUCUUCUUUAAGGAUGCGAUGGUGCACCUGAUGCGCGUGUCUCGGAUCCUUCGUACGCCCCGGGGGAACGCUCUGCUCGUGGGGGUGGGGGGGUCAGGGAAGCAGAGUCUGACCCGCCUCGCCUCCUUCAUUGCUGGGCACCAGACAUUCCAGAUCACCCUCACCAGGUCAUACGGCUGCUCUAACCUCCUGGAUGACUUUCGAACUCUGUACAGACUGAGCGGUCAUCAGGGUCGAGGAGUUACCUUCCUCUUCACCGACAACGACAUCAAGGACGAAGCAUUUCUGGAGUACUUGAAUAAUGUUUUGGCGAGUGGGGAGGUGUCAAACCUUUUCCCUCGGGAUGAACUCGAUGACAUCACUCAGGACCUGAUCCCUGCCCUGAAGAAACACGCCCCCAAACGACCUCCAACCCCGGAGAACCUCUAUGACUACUUCCUGUCCCGAGUCCGAGCCAACCUCCACGUGGUGCUCUGCUUCUCUCCCAUCGGAGACAAGUUCAGGUCCAGGGCUCUGAAGUUCCCAGGCCUGAUCUCUGGCUGCACUGUGGACUGGUUCCAUCGCUGGCCCAAAGACGCCCUGGUGGCUGUGUCCCGUCACUUCCUGUCUACGUACUCUGAACUGCGCUGCCCCCCACAGGUCAAAGAAAGUGUGGUCCUGUCCAUGGGAACCUUCCAGGAUGUGGUGGCUGAGAAAUGCUCUGAAUACUUUGAGCGUUUCCGGCGUCAGGUCUUCGUGACUCCUCGCUCCUUCCUCUCCUUCAUCAACAGCUACAAACUCAUCUACACAGAGAAGAUCCUCCACGUGGGGACCCUCAUCCAGCGCAUGCACACCGGUCUGAGUAAACUGUUAGAGGCUGAGCAGUCCGUCUCUGAACUCUCUGAGCAGCUGGUCCUAAAAGAGCAGGAGCUGGCCAGUGCCUCCCAGAGGGCAGACACAGUACUGCAGGAGGUCACAGAGAAGGCCCACGCUGCUGAGAAGGUGAAGCAGCAGGUGCAGAAGGUGAAGGACAGAGCUCAGAUGAUUGUGGACGAGAUCGAGGCUGAUAAGUCCAUCGCUGAGUCCAAACUGGAGGCGGCUAAACCUGCUCUGGAGGCAGCCGAGGCCGCGCUGCAGACGAUCAAACCAGGCGACAUUGCGACUGUUAGGAAGCUGCAGAAGCCUCCUCAUUUGAUCAUGAGGAUCAUGGAUGCCGUGCUGCUGCUGUUCCAGAGGAAGAUUGACCCGGUGACCCCUGACCCCGAGCGCCCCUGUCCUCGUCCUUCCUGGGCUGAAGCCAUGAAGCUGAUGCAGAACGCUGGCUUCCUCAAUUCACUGCUCAACUUCAGCAAGGAUUCGAUUACGGAGGAAAUGGUGGAGCUUGUCGCCCCCUAUCUGCAGAUGGAGGAUUACAACAUGGACUCGGCCAAGAGAACCUGUGGUAACGUGGCGGGACUGUGCUCCUGGACUCAGGCCAUGGUCGACUUCUACGCCAUCAACAAGGAAGUGUUGCCAUUGAAGUCUAACUUGGCUCUGCAGGAGGCUCGGCUCCUCGCGGCUCAGGUUGAACUGGCCAAAGCUCAGGAGCAGCUUGACGCCAAACAGAAGGAGCUGGACCAAGUUCAGGCUCUGUACGACGCAGCGAUGAAAGAGAAGCAGGACCUAGAGGACGACGCUCAGAAUUGCAGACGAAAAAUGUCCAAUGCCACUGCUCUCAUCGAUGGACUAGGAGGGGAGAAGGUGCGGUGGACCAGCUCGUGCUCUGGUCUUCAGGCUCAGAUGGAGAGUCUUGUGGGAGACGUGCUUCUCUCCUCUGGGUUCCUGUCAUACUCUGGGCCCUUUAACCAGGAGUACAGAGGUCUGCUGCAGGAACACUGGAAGAACCUUAUGGAAGCACACCACAUCCCCUUCAGCCAAGACAUUGAUGUCUCCUCUCUGCUGGUGGACACUGGGACCGUGGGGGAGUGGUCUCUUCAGGGACUUCCCACAGACGAGCUCUCCGUGCAGAACGGCAUCAUUGUGACUAAAGCCCCCCGUUUCCCUCUGCUCAUCGACCCCCAGGGCCAAGGCAAGACAUGGAUCCAGAACCGCGAGAGAGAGCGCCUCCUACAGGUGACGUCUCUGAAUCACAAGUACUUCCGCUCUCAUCUGGAGGACUGCCUGUCUCUGGGGCGCCCCCUACUGCUUGAGGAUGUGGGGCACGAGUUAGACCCGGUGCUGGACAACAUCCUUGACAAGAACUUCAUCAAGUCUGGCUCCUCCUUCAAAGUGAAGGUGGGGGACAAAGAGGUGGAUGUCUUAAAGGGCUUCUGUCUCUACAUCACCACCAAACUGUCAAACCCUGUGUUCAGUCCUGAGGUCAGUGCGCGUGUGGCUGUGGUCGACUUCACUGUGACUCAGAGAGGGCUCGAGGACCAGCUGUUGGGACGCGUCAUCCUCAUCGAAAAACAGGAGCUGGAGGGGGAGCGGGUGAAGCUGAUGGAGGAGGUGACCACAAACCGCAGGAGGAUGCAGGAGCUAGAGGACAGUCUCCUGCUCAGGCUCAGCUCCACACAGGGCUCUCUGGUGGAGGACGAGUCACUGAUAGAGGUGCUACAGGUCACCAAGACGACGGCCCACGAGGUGAGUGAGAAGCUGUCCAUCGCAGCUGAAACAGAGAUGAAAAUAAACCGGGCUCGUGAGGAGUACCGGCCUGUGGCCACCAGGGGCAGUAUCCUGUACUUCCUGAUCGUGGAGAUGUCCAUGGUGAACGUGAUGUACCAGACGUCGCUCAGACAGUUCCUGGGACUGUUUGACUCAUCCAUGAAGAACUCCGGCCGCUCUCCAGUCACCUCCAAACGCAUCACCAACAUCAUUCAGUACCUCACGCAGCAUGUCUUCUGCUACACCUGCAGAGGUCUGUAUGAGGAGCACACACUUCUCUUCACUCUGCUCCUCACUCUGAAGAUCGACCUGCAGGCAAGAGCCAUCUCCCAACAAGAGAUCCUCACCUUCAUCAAAGGAGGAGCGUCUCUGGACCUGAACUCUGUGGAGCCUAAGCCCAAACGCUGGAUCCUCGACCAGACCUGGUUAAACCUGGUGCAGCUCUCCAGCCUGCCACCCUUCUCCCACAUCCUCCAACAGGUGAACCAGGGGGAUCGCUGGUGGAGGGCCUGGUUCGACCAGCCUGCGCCUGAAGACGCUGCUCUGCCCGAGGGGUAUGAGAGCCAACUGGACCCCUUCAGGAGACUACUUCUGGUGCGGAGCUGGUGCCCAGACCGCACCAUCGCGCAGGCGCGUCGGUACAUCAGCUCCUCUCUGGGUUCCUCCUUCACUGAGGGUCUAGUCCUGGACCUGGAGGGUCUGUGGUCAGAGGCGGACUGCAGGACUCCUCUGGUGUGCCUGCUGUCGAUGGGUUCUGACCCCACAGAGAACAUCGAGAGACUCGCCAAGGCCAAGGGGGCAGCGUGCCGGCCUGUCUCCAUGGGGCAGGGGCAGGAGGUGCACGCGCGCAGACUGUUAGCUCAGAGCUGCGCAGACGGAGGGUGGCUGCUCCUGCAGAACUGCCACCUGGGCCUGCACUUCCUGGAGGAGCUGCUGGAGAGCAUCACCUGUGCACCAGAGAGGGAACUGCACCCAGGCUUUAGAGUCUGGAUCACCACCGACGUCCACGACAAGUUUCCCAUCACAUUCCUUCAAUCAUCCAUCAAGUUCACAAACGAGCCUCCUCUGGGGAUGAAGGCUGGUCUGAAAAGGACUUUUGGGGGACUGACCCAGGAGCAGCUGGGUGUGAGUGACCUACCGCAGUGGAGACCUUUGCUGUAUGCUGUGGCCUUCCUCCACACCACUGUGCAGGAGCGGCGUAAAUUUGGAGCUCUGGGCUGGAAUAUUCCAUAUGAGUUUAACCAGGCUGACUUCACCUCCAGCCUCCAGUUUGUGCAGAACCUCCUGGACAACAUGGACCUGAAGAGAGGAGUGGACUGGGCCUGUCUGAGAUAUAUGCUGGGUGAGGUGCAGUAUGGCGGCAGAGUGACUGAUGACUUGGACAAGCGUCUGUUGAACACGUUCACUCAUGUUUGGUUCAGUGAAAACCUCUUCACUGAAACGUUCUGCUUCUACAAAGGCUACACCCUCCCAGAGAAAGUCUCCAAAGUCCAGGAGAUCCUACAGCAUGUGGACGGACUGCCAGCGGUCGACUCCCCAGAGGUUUUUGGGCUCCACCCGAACGCUGACAUCACAUACCAAACAAAUUUGGCCAAUCAGACGCUGAGCACAAUCAUAAACAUCCAACCAAAGGACAGUGGGGGAGGGGCCGGAGAGACCAGGGAGAGCAGUGUGCAAAGACUGGCCAGCGAGAUGCUGGAGAAGCUGCCACCUGACUACAUCCCACAUGAGGUUCGAUCCCAGCUCCAGAGGAUGGGUCCUCUUCAGCCAAUGAACAUCUUCCUCAAACAGGAAGUGGACCGCAUGCAGCGAAUCAUCAGCCGAGUUCGGAGCACACUCAGUGACCUGCAGCUCGCCAUAGAUGGCUCCAUAGUGAUGUCGGAGGAGCUGCGUGAUGCUCUGGACUGCCUGUUUGAUGCCCGUGUCCCUGGGGCGUGGCUCAGGUUGAGUUGGGCGUCUGCGUCUCUGGGCUUCUGGUUCAGUGAGUUACUGGAGAGGAACCUUCAGCUCUGCUCGUGGAUCAGCUCUGGACGUCCUCACACUUUCUGGCUCACAGGCUUCUUCAACCCACAGGGUUUUCUGACGGCGAUGCGACAGGAGAUGACCCGUCUGAACCAGGCCAAAGGUUGGGCUCUGGACUCUGUUGUGCUUAGUAAUGAUGUCACUAAACAAAUGAAGGAGGAUGUGUCAGCCUCUCCCCCUGAGGACGUGGGUGGAGUGUACAUCUACGGCCUGUUCCUGGAUGGCGCCGGGUGGGACCGACGCAGCGCCAAACUCACAGAGGCUGCAGCAAAGGUGCUGUUCACUCCUUUACCUGUGGUCCACGUCUACGCAGUCAACUCCAGUGACAGUUCCAAGAUGGCCGACAACAGACGGUCUGUCAGCUCGUACUCGUGUCCUGUCUACAAGAAGCCACGCCGCACCGACCUCAACUACAUCUUCUCCGUGAGUCUGCGCUCCACCCAGCCCCCCGAGCACUGGACCCUGAGGGGCACAGCACUGCUCUGCGACUGCAAAUGAGGAGUCAGGAUGGGGGAGCCAGAUCAUGAUUUAAAUUUUAUCACGAUUCAUGUACACUUCAUAUUUUUUCUGCUCAUUUGCUUCUUCUAAAAGGUCGUGCUUUACUGUGAUUGGUUAAAUCCAGCUAUCAUUUAGCCAGAGUUUACAGAGGCUGACCAACAGGAGAAAAGGGUGAGAAACAGUGUCUGUGUGUGAGCAGAGAGCUGCAUUAAAGUGGAUCACAACAUGAGGAUUUCACCAAAAUAACAGAUUGUCACAGCAAUGAGAUCACAGUUAGUUUUAUCACCAUA